This is a messenger RNA of Anopheles nili, 1737 nucleotides long. RefSeq names its product potassium/sodium hyperpolarization-activated cyclic nucleotide-gated channel 2-like. Lineage: Eukaryota; Metazoa; Arthropoda; Insecta; Diptera; Culicidae. The coding region runs from base 1 to 1737 and encodes 578 amino acids. Gene Ontology annotation, molecular function: monoatomic ion channel activity. The record is from RefSeq and is a predicted model, not a curated record. Gene Ontology annotation, biological process: monoatomic ion transport; transmembrane transport. The transcript has a single exon. Gene Ontology annotation, cellular component: membrane.
AUGAGUCGAAAACUAACCGAAAACAAGCAUGUGUGCACCAUUGAAGCAACGCGAAUAUCGGAGGCAGAGUAUCAAGCCCUUCCAAGGCGCACAAAACUGCUACGCUACUUGCAGCGCUUGCGGCUCGUGUCGGAACUGCAUCCGUCGACGGAGAAGCACCUGAAGAGUUCCUUCCAGGUGCUCAAAGAAAACGAACGUCUUCUGGGGUCCUACCCAUCGCACGUGAUUCAUCCGUUCAGCAUGCUCCGGAUGUUCUCCGACAUGUUGGUGUUCGUUGUGAUGAACAUGCACCUGCUGCUGUUAUCCUUAGCCUUUAGCUUCCUGGCAUUCCAGCCGCGUCCCACCCGGCACGUGGUGGAGUACAUCGAUCUGACGCUGUGCCUAAUUCUCGUGAUUGAAUUUGCUGUUACGUUCUGCACCGGUUACGUGGUGAUCGAAACGAACGAAAUCGUGCUGGAAUCGAGAAAGAUCUUCUUCAAACGGUUGCGCCCGUUCAAGUUGGUGUUCGAUGUGCUGCUCUUUAUGCCGUACAUACUGCUGCUCGAUGUGUUCGAUGAUCUGAUUCUGGAAGCAGGUGCCGACGUAUGUCUCGCACUGGUUUCGUUUCUGUACCUAUGCCACAUACUUCGCUUCCGGGAUAGCAAUCAGUAUUUUAAGGUGAUCCCGCGGUUGCUGAAAAUUCCCGAAAGUCGAAUACGCAUUGUGGAAGCCGUCAUGAACACCCUGUACGUGUUGCAUUGGACCACGUGUCUUGGCUAUAUCACACCGAUUUUGCUGCAAAUCGAUCGAAUCUCAGACGGCUCGGACCAACGGCAACUGGUGCACGCCAUGCGGGAUCAAUAUCGGAAUGUAUCCAUACCCAACACGACGGUCGGACAGUUUUUGCUGGGUGAUGUGCGAACGAACACCUCCGCAACGAAUCGUUACUUCAAGAGCAUGCUGAUUACGCUACGCGUCGGUUUGUCGUCGACCGAAAAGAAGGACAUCGAGGAUUACUUCGUGUACCAGUGGAUCAUGUGGCUCGUGAUGUUUCUCGGGUGGAUCUGGUUCAACUACGUGCCUGUGGUGCUGUGUAGGUUCUUAGACUCGCCCGAGAUGGCCACCGAUCAGUACGACAAGAGUAUGGCCAACUUGAAGGCUUUCGCCUACAAUAAGCGGCUGAGCAUGCAUCUGCAGCGGAAGUUCAGGAAUAACUUUGCCACGCGGUUCCGUAGCCGGUACUUCGACGAAGAGAUGAUCAUGGGGCUUUUCCCGCAGAACCUGCGAAGUAGCAUUCGCAUGGAAACCUGCCGCAAUCUGGUCGGGAGUGUGGAUCUGUUCAAGAACCUGCCGUACUUCAUUCUUACCGACAUCGUGAAUUGCCUGCAGUUAGAGUUGUACCUGCAGGAUGAUGUGAUCAUCGCGGCUGGCAGUUACGGCGAUUCGAUGUACUUCCUGGCAGCGGGUACCGUUGCCGUGUACACGAUGAAUGGAAAGGAGCUAGGCCAUCUGACGGACGGUGCGUACUUUGGGGAAAUUUCGCUGAUCAAACGCAACCAGCAGCGAACGGCCCACGUGAUCGCUUUGGAGACAUGCGAGAUCUACCGGCUGCCCCACGAGGACUUCCAGAGUGUAAUCAAACCGCACGCGUAUCUGUUGAACCAGAUUCGCAAGCAAGCCGAACAGCGGUUGGCGAUGAUGAAGCGCAAGAAGGAUAAAAUAUUUGGCAAGAAGCUUUUCGAUGCAUUUUUGCAGUGA